Messenger RNA from Adineta ricciae, 300 nucleotides. The record is from the annotation of a GenBank genome assembly. Lineage: Eukaryota; Metazoa; Rotifera; Eurotatoria; Adinetida; Adinetidae.
AUGCCAGUACCCGGAUUAUUAUGGCACGGUCGGUUCUGGCCGGUUAGGUUCGUUUUCCGACCAUUUCCGUGCCGCCGGAUUCCGGCCGGAAGUUCAAACGCAGGUUCGAGUCAUUUCUCAACCAUUUCCUGCAAACUUCGAGCUGGAAACGGUCAGGAACUGAUCGGAUAUUUCCCGUGCAAUUCCGGCCGGAAUCCGGCGGCAAGGAAGCUGCCGGAACUUGCUGGAAUCGGCGAAAACUGUACCGGAACCGACUCAGAUUUCAACGGAUCCAGUCGCCGGAAUGAUCGAUCUGGGUAG